UUGGGCAGUUGAGAUCUUCAACUCACUUCAAUUACCAGCCACAGAAGUCCACAGGGACGGUAUCAUUUCACAUAUCAGCAUUAAAUUCAUCGAAAAACAAAAUACUCCACCUUAUUAUUAUUAUCAUCAUGUGAUGAUAUGCCAUUACUCAACUGUCAACCCAACCAGCAAGUGCAAAUUGGUGUUCUUGUAUUGUUGUGGCAGUUCAAUUGAUCCAAUAGAAUAAUGGAGGCAGUGAGCCCUGAACCAGCUGGGAACUCAUCACCAUUGGAUUCCAAAUCAACAACAGGAACAGCACCAAUACAAGAUGACGGCGCAUUGAAAGACAGUACAGAAUCUGAGCUCGCUAAAAUCCAUCUCAUGAGAGUUUUUGUUGAAAGCCGUGAUCCCUCUUCUAAGGAAGUGGAUGAUUUGAUGAUCAGAAGAUUCUUGCGCGCUCGUGAUUUGGAGGUGGAGAAGGCUUCAGCAAUGUUUCUCAAGUACUUGAAAUGGAGACGUUCGUUUGUUCCCAAUGGUUUUAUAUCACCUUCAGAGAUCACAGAGGAUCUUGCACAGGAGAAGAUGUACGUGCAAGGAGUUGAUAAGAAGGGUCGACCUAUAACUGUUGCCUUUGCUGCUAAACAUUUUCAAAUAAAAAAUGGUUUAGACGCAUUCAAACGGUAUGUGGUCUAUGCUCUUGACAAACUAUGUUCUAGGAUGCCACCAGGACAAGAGAAGUUUCUUGCUAUUGCAGAUAUUAAGGGAUGGGGGUAUGCGAACAGUGACCUUCGUGGAUACCUUGGUGCUCUAACAGUUUUACAGGAUUACCACCCGGAAAGAUUGGGGAAGUUGUUUAUUGUCCACGCACCUUACAUAUUUAUGAAAGUGUGGAAACUUGUUUAUCCUUUCAUUGACGACAAUACCAAGAAGAAGAUUGUAUUUGUUGACAACAAAAAGCUGAAAUCAACAUUGUUGGAAGAGAUAGAUGAGAGUCAGCUUCCUGAGAUAUAUGGAGGCCAAUUGCCAUUAGUCCCAAUCCAGGAUUCUUGAUUACAAUAAUCACAGGGCAACACAGGGGGAAAAGCAACAUUUUUUUAUGUGUGUUUGCUAAUUUAUAAAUCUAGUAUAUUCAACUACUGGAUCAGGUCAUAAAAACAGAUUGGAGUUCUAUAUAGUUGAUCAAGGUUAUCUUAGUAGGUUUCAUUAACCUUGAUUGACCAAUUCUUGCAAGCUUCAUGCUUACAAUAGGCUAUUUUUAAUGAACUUGUUCUUUGCCUGCUAUAAA
Molecule: messenger RNA, 1264 nt
Organism: Lotus japonicus
Lineage: Eukaryota; Viridiplantae; Streptophyta; Magnoliopsida; Fabales; Fabaceae
Exons: 6
Coding region: 226-1029 (267 amino acids)
Source: RefSeq, a predicted model, not a curated record